AUGGCCAAUCCGCACGCGAAACAGCCAUCAGCCCCCGCACAUCCAUCGUCCAGCUCGCCGCCCACUUCGCCACGACAGGCCAAUCUUCAGGCCGCUCCUGGUCAGCACGGUUACCCACCCGCACCUCAGUAUCACGAGCCGCCACCCGCUUAUAAUGCUGCCCACAACUACCCGACGGUGCCCAAUUAUCAACCACAGCAACAAUCGAGUCGCGCACAGGACAAGCCGCCGUAUCCGACACAACAGCCCUCCGCGUAUCCUGCACCCUCGUAUACCACUCAAAAUGCCCCGGUGCCGCAUCUGAUCUACAGUGGUGGUUACCAGCAUCAAAGCGGCGGCCCUCCUCCGCCCCCGGCUGGCCCGGGUCAACCGCCCGUCGUUGUUCAAGUCGUCGGGCAGGGACAGGGCGUCCUUCGGUGCGCCUACUGUCCCAACGGAGUGAUCGUGCGCGAGUCGGACACUUGUUGCGUGGUGCUGCUGAUCAUCCUGAUGUUGUGCACGUUCCCGUUCGGUCUGCUGUUCCUCCUCUGCAUCCCGUGUGCCGUCCACGAUCGCUGCCAUCAGUGCCACCGAAUCGGA
Messenger RNA from Mesorhabditis spiculigera, 579 nucleotides. Lineage: Eukaryota; Metazoa; Nematoda; Chromadorea; Rhabditida; Rhabditidae. The record is from the annotation of a GenBank genome assembly.